UCGGUAUCAUCGAAUAUUUAAUUACCCAUCACAUACUCAUGUAGAACUUAACACAAUAGUGAUGAGCAUCGGAAGGACACCUGCUGGUAUCCUCCUCAACUCGAUACAGCGACAGUUCAACGGCGCGUUUACGAGACUAUGGCAGGAUGGUGCAGGACGGAAAGGGCGCAUCGGCCUUGCCAUCAGCGGCGGUGUCGAUUCGAUGGCACUGGCCUGGCUGUGUCAUGAAUUCCAACGCAAUCACCACGACGCUCCAAAAUUCACCGGCUUUAUUGUCGAUCAUGGCGUUCGCGACGGAAGCGCCAUUGAAGCCUCAAAAGUCGCUGGCGUCCUCAAAUCUCUCAAGAUCAAGGCAAAAGUGCUGAAGCUCGACUGGUCGUCAUCGUCAACUCCCACUGAAUACCCGAGUGCGAUUGCUAAGCCUGGUGCUGCGUCCAAUUUCGAGACAAAGGCUCGGAAACUGCGCUACCGAGCUCUGGGACAGGCAUGUUGCGAUGCGGGAAUUGACUCUCUCGUCAUCGCGCAUCAUCUCAACGAUCAAGCUGAGACGAUGCUUGUUCGGAUCCAUAGCGGCUAUAAUGGAGAUGGCCUUCGUGGGAUCCAGCCAGAAGCGCUAUUACCCGAGAACGAUGCCUUGACUAGGAAUCCUCCGAACUUCCAGCAAGGUCAAUAUCCCGACUCCCAUCAUCAUCCGAGUCAGCUCGGCGACAAUCUUGGACCGAUCAAGAUCUUCCGACCUCUGCUCGACUUUACGAAAGAAGACCUCAUCGCGACUUGUCGGGAAGCCGGGGUGGAAUGGUUUGAGGAUCAUACCAACGCUGACAAAAGCUUGACUAUCCGGAAUACCGUCCGACAUCUUCUGAAUGGAGACGAUCUGCCCAAGGCGUUACAGACAAAACGACUCUAUCAGCUUGCGACAAACGUUCGUGCUCAAACAGACAUGAUUCACAAGCUCGACGAGGCAGCGUUCGAGAAAGUCAAAAUCAGCCUCAAGCCUAGCGUAGGAUUGGCAACAUGCGAGAUUGACACAUCGCAGAAAUUGGCGCCAGAAGGCGACGAAGCGCUUGAGAACCACGUCCGUGCCGGGCUCGUCCGACGCUUGCUCUCGCUCGUCAGUCCCACGGAGCUCAUCUCCCUACAGGCCUUAGAUCUCGCAGUGGACAUGAUAUUUAAGGCCGGGACGACCAAUUUCAGCACCUUGGGAGUAAGCCUUCCGAUCAAGGCGGUGGUUGUUGCUGAAGUGGAGAUCCGCGACCGCACCAAAGCUGGCACCGAUUCCCAUGUGCGUCAACUCACGCUUUGCCGCACCAAAUCUUCGGAUGUCAAACGUAGUGAAGCAGAUCUCCAUCUAUCCAUUCCAAGUCAUCCGGAAGCCGCCAUCCAGGCUAAUGAUGUGCUCACACAAGUCCAGAACGACAAGAUCGCGUGGACAUCCUGGCAUCUCUUUGACCACCGCUACUGGAUUCGCGUCGGCCGCCGAGAAUUCGGCGACCUCGAAGCGUUCCCGAUGCAGUCUCCCCCAAAGAUCGUCAUCCGCCUCCUCAAUCAAAAAGAUCUCACCCAGGCCGCAAAAGCGAUUAAAUCGAAUCACCCUCGCCAACUUUACAAGAAACUUCACCUGAAUCUCCGCAACGCCCUCGAGGCGGUUCCCACUCCCACCAUAGCUAACACUUCCGUGGAAGGCCUACGAGCCACUCUUCCCGCCGUCUUUCUUUCCGCGGAAAUGAACAACAACAAUAACAACAGCGGCGUCGAAACUGACGAGUUACUCGCCUUGCCCACACUUGGGUGGAUCCGCGGGGUGGUGACGACCGCAAAGAAUCCGGCCGACGACCCGCCGCAAGAAUGGGUCUUCGAUUGGCGGUACAAGCAAGUAGAGUUGCACCCGGGAAACAACCCUCUGCAUACCAUUGAGGGCCCGGAGUCGUGGACUUCUGCUGCGAAGGAUCCCGCUCGGACUACUCUUUCCCCACGUGUGAAUUCUCAUCAUUAUCUGCAGAGGAAGUUUCAGCCCAGGAGGACCAAAGCGGUCUGAAUUUUGUAUCACCUAUGUAAUCUUUGGGCGCGUGUAUCGAUACGGGUUUUAUUUAGUAUAGCGAACGAGUCGGGAAAUGGAUGUUUGUCGCGUGUAU
Messenger RNA from Dissoconium aciculare CBS 342.82, 2132 nucleotides. RefSeq lists its product as uncharacterized. The transcript has a single exon. Bases 62 to 2035 code for a protein of 657 amino acids. The record is from RefSeq and is a predicted model, not a curated record. Gene Ontology annotation, biological process: tRNA processing. NCBI's taxonomy places the organism in Eukaryota, Fungi, Ascomycota, Dothideomycetes, Mycosphaerellales, Dissoconiaceae. Gene Ontology annotation, molecular function: ATP binding; ligase activity, forming carbon-nitrogen bonds.